Aspergillus calidoustus is the source of this 1125-nucleotide messenger RNA. The record is from the annotation of a GenBank genome assembly. Lineage: Eukaryota; Fungi; Ascomycota; Eurotiomycetes; Eurotiales; Aspergillaceae.
AUGGCCUCGUUUCUGGAAAAUGCGUACAGCCUGGUCCAUAUGGACAAUGCUGCUGAUCAGCCCUCGUUGCAGGAGCUGAAAUUGCAGUUGGAGAAGGGCAACGAUGAGACCAAGUUGGAGACAAUGAGGAGGAUCAUUACGAUUAUGCUCAAUGGAGACCCAAUGCCUCAGUUGUUGAUGCACAUUAUCCGUUUUGUUAUGCCGUCAAAGAGCAAGCCCCUCAAGAAACUCUUAUACUUUUACUAUGAGAUCUGUCCGAAGCACGACUCAAAUGGCAAGCUCAAGCAGGAGAUGAUCCUGGUGUGCAAUGGCAUCCGCAACGAUCUUCAGCAUGCCAACGAGUACGUCCGAGGCAACACACUGCGAUUCCUCUGCAAGCUCCGAGAACCGGAACUCAUUGAACCUCUCCUUUCGUCCGCACGCUCAUGUCUCGAUCACCGACACGCAUAUGUUAGGAAGAGCGCAGUCUGGGCUAUCUCAUCUAUCUUCCAGCAUUCUGAAUCGCUCAUCCCAGAUGCACCAGAACUUAUCCAGGCAUUCCUCGAAUCAGAAUCCGAUGGCACCUGCAAGCGCAAUGCAUUCGCCGCUCUGAUGUCCAUUAGUCACCAGAAGGCUUUGGAGUACCUGGCUUCCACUUUCGACAGCAUCCCGAAUACAGACGAAUUACUUCAACUUGCAGAGCUUGAGUUCAUCAGGAAGGAUGCGGUGCAAAACUCUCAGAACAAGGCGAGAUAUCUGCGGUUGAUCUUCGAUUUGCUAGAUGCGUCGACGAGUACUGUAGUAUACGAAGCUGCCACUUCCCUUACAGCACUCACAAGCAACCCCGUGGCAGUAAAAGCUGCCGCUGGCAAGCUGAUCGAGUUGAGCAUCAAGGAAGCCGAUAACAACGUCAAACUGAUCGUCCUUGACCGGGUGGACCAAUUACGAAUUCGCAACGAGGGUGUCCUAGACGACCUGACAAUGGAAAUCCUCCGAGUGCUUUCUAGCCCUGAUAUUGAUGUUCGACGAAAGGCCCUUGGCAUCGCUUUGGAGAUGGUCUCCAGCAAGAAUGUGGAGGAAAUUGUGAUGCUCCUCAAGAAAGAGCUUGCCAAGACUGUCGAUGAACAAUAUGAGAAGGUAGGCUGA